UCUCCCCAUCAAACUCAUAUGUAUAUAAGCUUCUUUUCACACACACCUCUUCCACGAACCAUCCAAUCUCACCUUCUUCCUUCAACCACUAUCACUGCCAAUCACAAACCACACCAUACCCUUCAAACCAACCCAUUCAAAACACUCAAAAUGAACGCUGCGGAGCAUAUCGCUUAUGACACGGUCAUGAUCACUCUAUCCAUAUCUCUCAUCGUUCUUGCCAUCAUCCUCUUCCUGGCUUGCAAGAAGAAACCCGUUGAAUCCGAAGAAACACUUCCCGUGAAGUUGUGUGCUCGUGCAUACCCCUUGACGGAAGUUGAUGCCGCCACCGACGGCUUCAACCACAGGAGAAUCAUCGGGCAGGGUCGCUUGGGAACCGUAUAUGCGGGUACACUGGAGAAAGAAGAGCUGGUAGCCGUUAAAAGGAUUCACCCCGUUCUCGUGUUGAGCAAUGCAGGUUUUGGUUUCUCAUCCGUGUUGAAAUGGCUCUCCUUGGCACAACACCCGAACGUAGUUCCGAUCAUAGGGUUCUCAGAAGCACCGGGUGAGAGAGUUAUUCUGAUGGAGUUUGUGCACAUGGCGAGCUUGGACUUCUACUUGCAUAAAAACCAAGACGGGGCUUCACUUUUGGAUUGGAACAAGAGGUUGAGGAUUGCAGCUGGAGCAGGCAGAGGGCUUCAAUACCUGCAUGAAGUGGUGGCACCAAACAUUGUACAUGGGUGUGUUAAGUCGUCUAAUAUCCUGAUCGAUGUGAACUUCUGUGCUAGGAUUUGUGAUUAUGGGCUUAACUUUUUGGCACCUGUGGAAAAGAGAGGAGUGGUGGGGUAUGUGGAUGAUGAAUAUUGGAGUGAAAGAAGGGGUGGUGGAGCUACCAAAGAGAGUGAUGUUUAUGGUUUAGGAGUAGUCCUGCUGGAGCUUUUAACUGGGAAAGGGUGUGAGGGAGGGUUGUUGGUGAAGUGGGCAUUGCCUUUAAUUAGAGAAACAAGUUUUAGUGAACUUUUAGAUCCUAGGUUGGUGAUUCCUUCUGACACCAAGCCUCUGGUUAGAUUAGCCAAAGUUGCUUCAGCAUGUGUCGGUAACUCACGGAAAUGUAGGCCUUCUGUCGCUCAAGUGGCUACCAUUUUGAACAAUUUAGAGACUGAAGUGUGUCUCUGAUCCCCAUGAUCAUGAUUGACCAAUUUGCCUUCAGUUUUGUACCAAGGAAUUGGAAUGCAAAUGGCAUAAAAAAAAUCUUAGUCUUCUCUUAUGAUUAGUUAAUGAAUUUAUUGAAAUGAAGAGGAGAAAAAGUGUGAUGAGUUUCGUGAGGUUGAGAUUCAUCGGAUGCGAGUGAUUGGUGAGAAAAUUGGUGGAAUUUUGAGGAGGGAAGAGGGUCAUAUCGAAUAAUUUUUUGUUGGGGAAUUUUGAAAUAGAAAGGUGGGACGGUGCCGUUGUCCUUAGGGCGGUGAGUAUUAAUCUCAGCUUCCGUGUAGCAUGGGGAUCCUUUUGGUCAUGAAAGUGACCUAUUUUUGUAUUUAUUUAAUUCUUAGUUUCUCCAAACUUUUAAUGUCUGCAUAUGUACCUAUUUUUUCCAGCUUGUAAUUAGGUACCCAUAUGCAACGUUGUACAUUUUUAUAAAUUAAUAUCGCUGUUUUCUUUUA
This is a messenger RNA of Vigna angularis (adzuki bean), 1637 nucleotides long. RefSeq names its product serine/threonine-protein kinase-like protein ACR4. Gene Ontology annotation, cellular component: plasma membrane. Lineage: Eukaryota; Viridiplantae; Streptophyta; Magnoliopsida; Fabales; Fabaceae. The transcript has a single exon. The record is from RefSeq and is a predicted model, not a curated record. Gene Ontology annotation, molecular function: protein kinase activity; ATP binding. Gene Ontology annotation, biological process: protein phosphorylation. Bases 19 to 1155 code for a protein of 378 amino acids.